GGCAAAAAGGCCUGACAUUGAGAAUAUAGAAUAGAGUAGAUGAGGAUAAUAUGAAUUGGAGAGGUUGGCUUGGCUGAGUUUGUGCUAAAGCAGAACAUUACCAACCAGUAUGUUUUGCAUUCACUCGGGAAACUGAAAAAUGUGGGCAUAUAUUCAUGUUCUUCAUGAGCUCUUCAACCGUUUUAUGCGACAGCUUAAUCUUUUUUAAUCAGAAACUGCUUUUGAACUCUUUCGUCUCGCAUGGUUCAUCCAACUUUGUGAUUCAGUUGGGCAGCAAAACGAGGCGGCUUAAUGGAUUCAUUUCAAAAGCGGAAAAGCAUAGUGGGCAUUCAAGGAAGAGCAGUUGGUGGCAGAAAUUCUUUUUCGAAGAUGAUGGGAAUUGGCUUGGUCUGAGGGACGAGGAUAUGGUGGAUACUGAGGCUGAGGUCGUGGCUGCGGGCGAGGCUGAGAGCACACAAGAGUUAUCAGAGGGCGAGAAGUUUGAGGCAUGGAAGCAAAGAGCUGAAGCAAUUGUGGAGUUAAGAGAGGCCCAAGAAGAUAGGAAGAACCAAGAGUAUAGGAAAUGGGAAGACUGGCUUUUGGAUGGGGACGGGAUUAGUCGGGAGGGUAACACUUCCUCUUCGGAUUGGGAGCAGGGCAUGAAGGAUUAUAGGGAUAAUGUGCGAGAUGAUUCCGGUGAUCUUCCCGCCGACAAGGGGUUGGUAGAGUCCGCUAGGUAUUUGAUUUUUGGAGGAGAAGAUGAGGACAUGCUUUAUGAAGAUCGUGUUUUCCAGUAUGCCUCAUCAAAUUCGGCAAAAUUUUUGGCAGUGUUGAUUAUUGUACCUUGGGCAAUGGAUUUUCUGGUUCAUGACUACAUACUUAUGCCAUUUUUAGACAGAUAUGUGAAGACUGUACCACUUGCAGCACAAAUGCUUGAUGUAAGAAGAUAUCAAAAACUUGAAAUAGUUGAAGAACUAAAAACUGAGAGGGGACGGUUUGAGCUUGAGGUCGAGAUUGGUAAAUCUCCACCUCUUUCUGAUGAUGAGGUUUGGUGGGAAUUAAGACAUAAAGCAUUAGAGUUGAGGGAAGAGCGGAGACAGGAAAAUCGCAGAGCAUUUGCCAACAUAUGGUCAGAUACAGUUUACGGGAUCUCUUUAUUUAUUCUUUUAUACUUCAAUAAGAGUAAAGUAAGUUCACCAUUUUCUUUCUGUUAAAUGUUUUGAUGCAUUAAUUGUUUUAUUAGACUUGUUCUCUGUCACAAAGUGAAUGUUGAGUUUGUAUGUUCACAUAAAAGUCUUACUUAUAAUCACAUAUUAAGGUACAACAGGACCAAUCAUAAAUACAUUAGAAUAAAUUAAAUACCUAAAAUUAUCAUAACUCCAACCCUAAUUUGUUGUUAUAGAUGCUAUCUAACAUGCCUCUCAAAUUAGAACAUAUGCCAUAUGAGUCAACCAUGUUUCAAAUCUGGUCAACAUGAGAGCCUCUAAGAAACUUUUCAAUUGGUCAAUAGGGUUGAAACAAUUUGUUUGUGAAGAGGUAUGUCAUUCACAAGUUUAAAACGGCCUACUUCAACUGACUCAAGAAGGCAUUUUUAGGGGUCAUAUUGGAGUCAUUUGAUUAUUCAGUUAUUGGUUGACAUCAUAGGAGAGACUAUGUUGUCUAGUGAAAACAUAUUUUUUUAUAAAAAAUUGACAUAUAACAGAAGAAUGAUGCUAGAAAUUAAAAAAAAAUAGUUUUUUAUAAGAAUGAUGUUAAAAGGUUUCAAUAGGUAUUGAAAAGAAGUUUUCAAAUGAAAAAUAAAAAUGAAAAGUUGACAGUUUGUUUCUAUUAUAAGAAGCAAUUUAAAGCUAAACAAUUUGUAAAGAGGUAUAUCAUUCACAAAUUUAAAACGGCAUCCUUUCAAUUGACUCAAGAAGGCGGUUUUAGUGGCAUAUUGGAGUCCUUUGAAGGAUUAUUGUUUGACAUCAUAGGAGAGUCUAUGUUGUCUAGCGAAAACUAAGUUUUCAAUUUAAAAUGACAUAUAGAAGAGUGAUUCUAGAAAUUUGAAAAAAUAGUUUUUGAUAAAAAUGGUUAAAAGGCUCCAAUAGGUAUUGGAAAAAAGUUUUCAAAUAAAAAAUAAAAAUGAAAAGUUGACAGUUUGUUGCUAUAAGAAGCAGUUUAAAGCUAAACAAGGCACAGGGCAAGUGGCAGAAUCAUAAUAAAAGGGAGAUCUCUGAAGACACCUUUCAAUAUCUACAAUAGGUGUCUUUAGUUUUAAGUGUACUAUAAAUAGGAAAAUAUUUCUAGUAUUUUAGUUUGUCAUGAACCCUUACACACUUCUUGUGUACCAAAUU
Molecule: messenger RNA, 2312 nt
Organism: Vigna umbellata (rice bean)
Lineage: Eukaryota; Viridiplantae; Streptophyta; Magnoliopsida; Fabales; Fabaceae
Source: RefSeq, a predicted model, not a curated record